AUGCCAAAAAUAGCUAUCGUCCAAGCUGGAACAGUCCUUUAUGACAAGGUGGCAACCCUUGAAAAAGUCAAGAAAUAUGUCGUAGAGGCAUCUGAAAACGGAGCGGAACUUGUCCUUUUCCCAGAAGCUUUCAUUGGUGGAUACCCGAAAUGGAAUAAUUUUGGAAUCACAAUGGGAACGAGGACGCCGGAAGGGAGGAAGGAAUUCAAAAGAUACUUUGAAAACGCCAUUGAAGAGCACGGUGAGGAAUCCAAGUCGAUUGAAUCUCUUGCCUCACAGAAAAACAUCCAUAUCGUGAUAGGAGUAGUCGAACGAGAGGCGUCUACUCUCUACUGUUCUGUACUCUUCUACUCACCUGAUGGUUAUCUCGGAAAACACAGAAAACUGCUGCCAACUGCUCUGGAAAGAUGUGUAUGGGGACAGGGCGAUGGGUCGACUAUGCCAGUUUUCAAUACAAGUGUUGGAAAGAUUGGAAGUGCGAUUUGUUGGGAGAAUUACAUGCCAUUGUAUAGAAUGACACUGUAUAAUAAAGAAGUUCAAAUCUACUUGGCUCCAACUGUUGAUGAUAGAGAUGUCUGGUUAUCCACAAUGAGAACAAUUGCAUUGGAAGGAAGGUGCUUCGUUGUGUCUGCCUGUCAAUAUCUCAAAAGCUCCGCCUACCCAUCCGAUCACCUCCUCCGUAAAGAACAUGGAGAUGACACUGUCUUGAUCCGUGGUGGAUCUUGUGCAGUGGACCCUCUUGGAACAGUCCUUGUUGAACCUGAUUUCACUCAAGAAACUAUUCGAUACACAGAAUUCGAUCUCUCAGACAUUGCACUUGGAAAAAUGGAUUUGGAUGUAGUUGGCCACUACAGUAGACCAGACGUCUUCCAGUUGACAGUCAACGAGAAUCAGAUGAGUACAGUAACCCAUAAGGAAUGA
Molecule: messenger RNA, 921 nt
Organism: Caenorhabditis remanei
Lineage: Eukaryota; Metazoa; Nematoda; Chromadorea; Rhabditida; Rhabditidae
Exons: 4
Coding region: 1-921 (306 amino acids)
Molecular function (GO): catalytic activity
Source: RefSeq, a predicted model, not a curated record